Messenger RNA from Hydra vulgaris (swiftwater hydra), 5363 nucleotides. RefSeq names its product SH3 and multiple ankyrin repeat domains protein 2. The record is from RefSeq and is a predicted model, not a curated record. Gene Ontology annotation, cellular component: dendritic spine; postsynaptic membrane; postsynaptic density. Gene Ontology annotation, molecular function: synaptic receptor adaptor activity; ionotropic glutamate receptor binding. NCBI's taxonomy places the organism in Eukaryota, Metazoa, Cnidaria, Hydrozoa, Anthoathecata, Hydridae.
UUUACCUAAAAUGUGCGCAUUUAUUUUCCAUAUAAAAUUUUGACUUGCAAUAAAUGAAAAUGAAAAUUAAAUUCUAACUACAUUAAAUAGAAUAUUACGGUUGAAGAUACAAGAUUUUCAAUUGCAAUUCGUUUAUUCCUAGUAAUAUUUUUUAAUUUUUUUUAAUCGAGAAAUUAUACGAGAAAUUGAUUAAAUUGAUUGAAGACGAGAAUUGAUUGGGAUAUAUUUUCAUUAUGUUCAACAACUAUCAUUAAGAUUAAAGAUAUUUUAUAUGGAUGGCAAGUAUUACACAUUCUAAAAAAGGUUCAAUACAAGCUCAUUUCAAACCAAAAAAUGUUUAUUCAGAAGAAACAAACUUUUAUAACAAAGAUCGACCCACUGCAUCUAUAAAGAUUACAACACCAAAUUUUCAAAAAAAGAUAGAAAAAACUUUUAUAUUUGUCAUUGAUGAUACAAUAUGGGAAGCCAAACAAAAAGUUUUGACAGAGUUUUCAAACUUGGAAUUCAGAGACCCUUUAAAUUUUGGAUUUUACUUACCUCCAAAUUCUGGAAGAGCUGGAAAGUUUUUAGAUGAGUCAAGAAUAUUAAAAGAUUAUCCAAUGGCCCUAUCGGAGGCUCAACUUGAAUUUCGAUAUAAACGAAGAAUAUUUCGUCACAUUCAUACACAAGAUGAGAAGAGGUUAUUAAAGAUAAAUACCAAGAAACACCAAAAAAAAUUCAUGGAGUUUAUAACAGCAAGAAAUAUCACAGAGAUGGAGCAUUUGUUAGAAAAGGGAUUGGAUCCUAAUUUUCAUGAUGAAAAAUCAGGAGAUACACCAUUAAUAGUAGCCUCCAUGAUGGAUGACUGCAUUGCUAUUUUGAAACUUCUUGUCAUGUUUGGCGCUUAUUUGGAUUUUCGUUCACAUAGUGGUUUAACUGCUUUGCAUGCAGUGGCAAAUAUUGGAAAACUUGAGUCAAUGAAGGGUUUGCUUGAUCUUGGUGCUUCUCCAAAUUACAGAGACGCGAGUGGAUUUACGCCGUUGUAUCAUAGCAUAGUGUCGGGUUCAAGUCCUAAUAUUAGCCAGUCUUUAUUAUAUGAAAGAUCUGAGAUUGGUAUUAUUGAUUUACAUGGUUUUUCAGAAAUCCAUCAAGCCUGUAAACACGGUCAUUCUCAACAUCUGGAACAUCUUAUAUAUUACGGAGCUGAUAUGAAUUCUAGAACGUCAUCUGGAAGUACACCAUUGCAUAUAUGUGCGCUUGAAAAUCAGGAAUCUUGUGCGAGAGUGCUAUGUUUUCGUGGUGCUGAUCGAAACUUGCGCAAUUAUUCUCAACAAACACCAUAUGAAGUUGCGAUUGUUGCUAAUAAUUUUGAUGUUGCGGCUGUUAUAAAUGAAUUUAAUGAAUCCGAUGUUAAAAGAUUUAAUGAAAAGCCUGUUUUUAGUAAACGGCGUUCUAAAAGUUCUAGUAAGAAUUCUAACCAAUUAGACAUUUCGUCUUUAGCACCAGCAACAGUUAAUACAAGUUCGCUUCCUCCGACUAUUUGCUCUGUAGACUCACCGAACUCUGUCUCAAACAUUGAAGGCAUCCAAAAGCCUGAAAUCCCAAGUAACUCUUUAAACCCUUAUUCUGAAAUGUUACCUGAUUAUUCUGAAUCUGAAACCGAUUCUGAAGACGAUAGUGGGAUUAAAUCCAAAUCUAAUAGACGAACAUUUUCUAAUGGUGGUCUCGGAACGCAACGUUCUCCCGCACCGAUUAAAAUAAAGCAAACUGUACCAAUAACAUUAAGAAAACGUUUAUAUGCUAGCGUUCCAGGGCGUCAAUAUAUUGCCAUUACUGAUUAUGAACCUACUCAAGCUGGAGAAAUUAAAUUAGACAAGGGUGAUGCUGUUGAAGUACUUUAUAUAGGAGAGCAAGGCUUUUGGGAAGGGAAAGUCGAAAAUCGUGCUGGUUGGUUUCCAGGUUAUUGCGUUCAAGAGAUUAGCAAAUCAUUAAAUGGAGCAGACAAAAAACGCUCAUGGUUCGGAUCUAAAAAAUCUCCUAUUGAUAUAGUUGAUAAAGUGUCUAAGCUGGACACUCCGAAGGAGCGCGAAGUGGUAUUAAAGCGUGGUGACAAAGGUUAUGGUUUUCAAAUGAGAGGUGCAAACUCUCAUGUUCCGCACAUUGAAUUUCAUCCAACUCCUCAGUUUCCAGCUUUACAAUAUAUAGGCGAGGUUGAUAAAGGAGGAAUAGCAGAUAAAGCUGGGUUAAAAGCGGGUGAUUUUGUUUUAGCAAUCAAUGGUGAGGAAGUUAUUAGUGCUACACAUGGUUACGCUGUUUCACUAAUUAACAAAGGUGGUAAAUCAUUAACCAUCAAAGUUAUAACUGUCGCUCCGGAAAUAGUAAACCCAGAACUCAUUUUACAAAAUGGUAGCCUUCGUUCAAAAGAUGCUUCUGAGUUAAAAGAGUCUUUAAAAGCAGCAGGAGUCAAUAUUGUUGAAAAAAAUAAACCUCUGCCACCGACUCGGUCUAUAACGACAUCAUUAUCACAAUUUGGAAAUGAAGAAGGCGAAUCCUCUCUAUUAUCUGAGGCAGCCAUUGCAUUAGAAUCAGAGACAGUUGUACUUGAAAAAUCUAAUUUUCGCAAUACGAGCAUGAAAGGAAUGUGGGCAGGAAACGCUUUUAAAUUAAAAGGGGAAGAAUUGAAAAUUCGUGAUGAAGAUAUUAGUCGUGGAAUUUCGCGAAGACAGAAAGGACUUACUUGUGAUUUUGCUUCCGACUUUGAUCAAAGGUUUAAGCUAAUAACAAAACAAUAUGAUACAAAGUUUAAUUCGAAUCCUUCUCUUGCAAAUUUAUCCUUCGAAGAAAAGUCUGAAAAUAUGUCUAAAAAUAGUAAAGCUGUCCCUCAAAUAACUCCACCUGACUAUGACAGUACGAUAGAAAAUAUUCGAAAAGGACGUACAAACUCACUUAGCGGAACUGAAAAUAAGCCUAAUAAAAAUAUUAUACCGCAAGAGAUAAUUGAUGUUAUGCGUUUUGAAAUAACUAGUAACUAUGAUUUUAGAAGUACGUCAAGUUAUUCACCUGAAGAUUAUAAUCAACAAGAUGGGAAGAGUGCAGUAGCUCAUACUGUUUUAUCGGCGCAUCAAAACAUGCUCUAUAGUACUGAUAGCAUAGCACGAUUAUCAUCUCCAGAAGGUUCUAAAACAAUUCCUUUUGUUCAUCAAGACAAUAUAUCUCGACAAACACUACAAGUUGAUGGAUUAGUUCGAAUGCAGCAUUUACGUCAGCAACAGAUGAAAAUUCCUCCAAUUCCAACAGCAAUGCCUCCGCCACCGCCACUUUCUGAAAAUCGCUCGCCAUCACCCCAAUUUAGUAACUAUAUUCCACCUCCUCCGCAACUACCAUCGUUAAAUUCUUUGGCAUAUUCUAAAACUGAAACUACUUGCAAUUCUAGUAAAACAACUAUUGACAAUAAUUUAAGAAAAUCUGGAGAUAAUAGUAUGAAUGAUCAUGACCACUCUUCGGUUCUUUCUCAAGCAAUUGCAGCACGAGCAGCAAAAAUUUCAAAAACGACAGACUUAUCCACAGAUUUAUCUAAUACUAAAAAAACAAACUUAACCGCUUCCUCUCUUGUUACUAAAAAAACAGAACUGGACAAUAUUUCAUCGGUCGCUAAAACAACUGAUUCCGGGUUACCAAUAACUAAAGAAACUUCUGAAUCUGAAAAUUUAAAAGAAAGUUUUUCUAAAAAAAAUUUUUUUAAACCAGAUUCCGAGAAAGUUGAAAAUGAGAUUGAAAUUGAAGAUAAAGAAAAAAAAUCGCUAGUUACCAUGAAGAAUGUUUCUCUUACAUCAAUAACAAAAUCACCUGAAAUAAAAGCACAAAAAAAAGAAUUGCCGCCUUCGACUAAACCAAAACCCAAAAAAAACGCUUCAGAGAACACUAAACUAAACACAUCUUUUGUUGUUACAGAUUCUGUUUCUAACGGUUCAAAUGUUAACAACAAAAAUGCUACCACAUCGGACUUAACUAAUGUUGACGUUGCGGUAAUCUCCGACGUUAAUAAUAGUAGCAGUGAAAUUAUUCCAAUUGUUAUUAACAGCAAAAGUCAGAAAGUUUCGUUGUCAGAACAAAUAGCAACAUCAUAUUUAGAUGGAGUAAUAGCUGACGCUGAAGCUAGCCUCGAUUAUGAAUUAAUUUUGAGUAAUCGCACAGCCACAAACAGCGGUUCAGAAGUAUUAAGUGAACUUUUACCUCCUCCACCAUCGAAUGUAAUCCAGCUUACAGAUUAUAACGAUCUUCGUGAUGAGUUUCUUCCUCCGCCUCCAAACGAUCUUCUUUCCGAGAUUGAAAAUGAAAAGAUAACGAAUAACAAACACAUACCUGACAAGAAUGAUACCGCAUUGGCAAUACCAAUGACUAUUUUACCAAGGAAGAUAGCUGAAAAACAUUUUAAGGAAUGGACAGUAAAUGAUGUUGGGGAUUGGUUGGAUUAUUUAAAUUUAAGCCAAUAUAAAAAAACUUUCUCAGAUAACGACAUAAUGGGAAAUCAUCUUUCUGAUCUUACAAAAGAUGAACUAAGAGAGUUAGGUGUGGAUAAAUUGGGUCAUCGAAAAACUAUAGAUGAUGCCAUAAAAAAACUUUUAAUCAAUAGUUAAGGCAUGAAAUCUUUAUAAUAUACGCGUGUUUGUGUUUAUAUACAUACAUACACACACAAACACGAACACACACACACACACGUGGGACAUCGAAUUUUGGGUAGGAUUUAGCAAAGACAAAAGUCAAAUUGCAUCUGUUAUUUAGCCUUUCGCGAAAUUUUCGGCAAGCAAAUUUUGUGUUGUAUUUCUGCGGUUAAUUGUAUGUAUGCAUGUAUAUGUAUGUGUGUGUAUAUAUAUAUAUAUAUAUAUAUAUAUAUAUAUAUAUAUAUAUAUAUAUAUAUAUAUAUAUAUAUAUAUAUAUAUAUAUAUAUAUAUAUAUAUAUAUAUAUAUAUAUAUAUAUAUAUAUAUAUAUAUAUAUAUAUAUAUCUGUGUGUGUAAAAGUGUAUUUUUUUUUUUUUUUUUUUGGAAAAUGGAAAUCGUCACUUUUUUCCAUAACAGAAUGAAUCCUAUAUUAGUAUUUGUUGAUUUCUGUCUUUUUUUUUUCAUUUAUUGUUUUCUUAUGGAAAUAAAAUAUAAACUUAAAAAUGAACUAUUUACGUGAAGAUUUUAAUAUAUUAUUCUUUAAGAUUAUGAUUAUAUUUUUUGUAUUUAACAAAUAUUCAAAAUGGAAAGAAUGUCUAUUUUUGCAGAAAAAAUAUCUUGAAAAAAAAGGUGUUAUUUGACAUUACUUAUUGGUUUUAUAUUCAUGAAGUGCUAUUUUCAUAAAGUGUAAAUGAUUUCCGAAUAAAAUUAAUUGUAAACGCAAA